Molecule: messenger RNA, 1960 nt
Organism: Lates calcarifer (barramundi perch)
Lineage: Eukaryota; Metazoa; Chordata; Actinopteri; Centropomidae
Product: serine protease HTRA2, mitochondrial
Exons: 8
Coding region: 251-1591 (446 amino acids)
Biological process (GO): proteolysis; programmed cell death; positive regulation of apoptotic process
Cellular component (GO): mitochondrion
Molecular function (GO): protein binding; serine-type endopeptidase activity
Source: RefSeq, a predicted model, not a curated record
ACCGGAACAUGGUGACUGGUUGCUAGUCUUUACGUACAGUCUAUGGCUAAAUGUCCCUGACGGUCAGACUGUCGUAGAUAACAGCGGAAUUUAAAGGACAUAUUUGUGUCGCAUUGUUUUUCUUUGUGGGAACAGCGCUAUAUUUACAAUUAAUACACGUCGGACCGUUCAGACUACAAAUAUAUUUGAAUAUACAGUGUUGUCUGGCUGUCUUAAAACUCCUGAGCCGGUGUGACUGAAGUGAUGCAACAUGGCAGCAGCUGCUGUCAAUAGGUGUUUUCUUUCAGCAUUGAGGACACACAGUCGGUGUCAGAGCCGUGGACUUAACUCUCUGGCGGAGAGGACAGUCGGCCGGGUGUCCUCUGUUGUUAUAUGUCAGCACAGGGGGGCAGAAGGAGACACGAGCCUGGACAGGAGAGCUCCUGCCUGGGAGAGGAGAGAUGGUCGGAACAACAGUAACAGCAGCAGGUCUCCUCUGCUCAGGUCAGUGUCGGUGGGUCUGGGACUGUGCGGUGCGGCGCUGUUGGACAGUCCUAAAGACGAAAAAGAAAUGGACAGAAAAGUCCCUGUAUCCGGACGGGUUCUUGAACACAUCCUGCCUUCAGCCCAGUGCGCUUCUCCCUUUAAACCCGACAGCCCCAGGUAUAAAUACAACUUCAUUGCAGAUGUGGUCGAGAAGUCCACUCCAGCUGUCGUGUACAUUGAAAUCAUAGGCAGACAUCCAUUUUCUGGAAAAGAAAUCCCAGUGUCCAACGGCUCUGGUUUCAUCAUCAGCAGUGAUGGUCUCAUCGUCACCAAUGCCCAUGUUGUGGCCAACAAGAGAGGCGUCCGUGUGAAGCUCACCAACGGGGAGACGUACCACGCCACUGUGCAGGAUGUUGAUCAAGUGGCAGAUAUUGCCACCAUCAAAAUCACAGCAAACAAUCCUUUACCCACACUCACCCUCGGUCGGUCGUCCGACGUUCGACAGGGAGAGUUUGUGGUCGCCAUGGGGAGCCCGUUUGCUUUACGGAAUACGAUCACAUCAGGAAUCGUCAGCUCUGCACAGAGACGCAGUAAAGAGCUGGGUCUGUCCAACUCCAACAUGGACUACAUACAGACAGAUGCAACCAUAGACUUUGGAAAUUCUGGAGGUCCCCUGAUUAACUUGGAUGGCGAAGUCAUCGGUAUAAACACCAUGAAGGUCACAGCAGGGAUCUCCUUUGCUAUUCCAUCCGAUCACCUGAGACUUUUCCUUGAACGAGCUGCAAAAAGAAAGAGUUCUCAGUUUAACGAGUUGGAGACAAGGCAGCGAUACAUUGGUGUAAUAAUGCUGACACUGACGCCGAGCAUCAUUGCUGAGUUGAAGUUUAAAGACCCGUCCUUCCAAGAUGUGACACAUGGCAUCCUGAUUCACAGUGUCAUCAUGGGCUCCCCGGCCUACAGAGCUGGUGUGCUACCAGGAGACGUGGUGGUGGAGAUGAACGGAGUGACGGUGAACACUUCAGAGGAGAUCUACCAGGCCGUCCACAACAACGACAAAAUCACCAUGGUGGUGCAGAGAGGGCACAAGCUGCUUCGCCUGCAAAUGACUCCAGAGUACACAGAGUAACACACAGACCGUCACACAUGAGUAGCUCUCACGUACACAAGAGAAGAAAACUGUGAAACCUGGUGGUGACGGUGACCAGCAGAUGAAGAUGUGUUUGAUUGUGCUCCAGAUUUUGUUAAAAAUAUUUUGUUGUCAUUGCAAAGGAAAUCAUCUGAGACUACAGUGUUAAAGUAAUAAUAGGUGUUUCAAGUCAUACAUCAGGUCAAGUAUUGCCCGUCCAAACAGCAAAUGGCUGUUGACAACACAGUGAUUUCAAAGUAAUUUCUCAAACGCAAACAUCAUAAACCUGCCAGGAUCUAAACUUAGAUGAAUAAACAGCCCAGAGUGUAUCCCCAGGUUUGUCUGAGUACAAUAAAUAAAAACUGUUUU